Psammomys obesus (fat sand rat) is the source of this 11049-nucleotide messenger RNA. It is a transcript of the gene Reln, whose product is annotated as reelin. The record is from RefSeq and is a predicted model, not a curated record. The coding region runs from base 283 to 10032 and encodes 3249 amino acids. Gene Ontology annotation, molecular function: lipoprotein particle receptor binding. NCBI's taxonomy places the organism in Eukaryota, Metazoa, Chordata, Mammalia, Rodentia, Muridae. The transcript has 62 exons. Gene Ontology annotation, biological process: central nervous system development; neuron migration.
CACACGGGCGGCGGCGCUGUGGGAGACCCGGCGGGGUGUCCCUGUUCCCCCCCCUCCCCGUCGCUGUCGCUCCCGCGGCUCAAAGUAACUUCGGGAGCCGAGGUCCGUCCUCUCCCCCCCACCCCUCCGCCAACUUCCCCGCGGGCUCGGCCGCCGGGAGGAGCCGCUCGGCUCGGGCCCGCCACCGGCUCGCCUCCCCUGCGCGCGGCUCGUCGCCCGCGGGUGGCUCCAAAACUGAAUGAGAGAGCGCGCGGGGCGCGCGGCGACACGGAGCGCGGCGGCAUGGAGCGCGGCCGCUGGGCACCGCGGACCCUCGUCCUGGCCGGGCUGCUGCUGGCGGCGCUGAGGGCGCGCGCGGCCGCGGGCUACUACCCGCGCUUCUCGCCCUUCUUCUUCCUGUGCACCCACCACGGGGAGCUGGAAGGGGACGGGGAGCAGGGCGAGGUGCUCAUUUCCCUGCACCUUGCGGGCAACCCCACCUACUACGUACCGGGACAGGAAUACCACGUGACAAUCUCCACAAGCACCUUCUUUGACGGCCUGCUGGUGACAGGACUGUACACCUCCACAAGCGUCCAGUCUUCGCAGAGCGUUGGAGGCUCCAGUGCCUUUGGGUUUGGAAUCAUGUCUGACCACCAGUUUGGAAACCAGUUCAUGUGCAGCGUGGUGGCCUCUCAUGUGAGUCACCUGCCUACAACCAACCUCAGCUUCGUCUGGAUCGCCCCACCAGCUGGCACGGGCUGUGUGAACUUCAUGGCUACUGCAACACAUCGAGGCCAGGUGAUUUUCAAAGAUGCAUUAGCCCAGCAAUUAUGUGAACAAGGAGCUCCCACAGAAGCCUCAGCUCACUCACACCUCGCUGAAAUACACAGUGACAGCGUGAUCCUCCGCGAUGACUUUGACUCCUACCACCAACUGGAAUUAAAUCCCAAUAUAUGGGUUGAAUGCAGCAACUGUGAGAUUGGAGAGCAAUGUGGAACAAUCAUGCAUGGCAAUGCUGUCACCUUCUGUGAGCCGUAUGGUCCUCGAGAGCUGACCACCACAAGCCUAAACACAACAACAGCGUCUGUCCUCCAGUUUUCCAUUGGGUCAGGAUCGUGUCGAUUUAGUUAUUCUGACCCCAGUGUCACUGUGUCGUACACCAAGAACAAUACUGCCGAUUGGAUUCAGCUCGAGAAAAUCAGAGCCCCUUCCAACGUCAGCACGAUCAUCCACAUCCUCUACCUUCCCGAGGAAGCCAAAGGGGAGAAUGUGCAGUUCCGGUGGAAGCAGGACAGUCUGCGUGUAGGUGAGGUGUAUGAAGCCUGCUGGGCAUUGGAUAACAUCCUGGUCAUCAAUGCAGCCCACAGACAAGUCGUUCUGGAGGACAAUCUCGACCCGGUGGACACAGGCAACUGGCUCUUUUUCCCUGGAGCAACGGUUAAGCAUAGCUGUCAGUCAGAUGGGAACUCCAUUUAUUUCCAUGGAAAUGAAGGCAGCGAGUUCAAUUUUGCCACCACCCGGGAUGUAGAUCUUUCUACAGAGGAUAUUCAAGAGCAGUGGUCAGAAGAAUUUGAGAGCCAGCCCACAGGAUGGGACAUCUUGGGAGCUGUUGUUGGUGUAGAGUGUGGAACCAUAGAGUCAGGAUUGUCUCUGGUGUUCCUCAGAGACGGAGAGAGGAAGCUAUGCACUCCCUACAUGGACACAACUGGCUUUGGGAACCUGAGGUUCUAUUUUGUUAUGGGCGGCAUCUGUGACCCCGGAGACUCUCAUGAAAACGAUAUCAUCUUAUAUGCAAAGAUUGAGGGGAGGAAAGAGCACAUUGCACUGGACACUCUUUCCUAUUCCUCCUAUAAGGUCCCGUCUUUGCUUUCGGUGGUCAUCAAUCCUGAACUUCAGACACCUGCCACCAAGUUUUGUCUCCGGCAAAAGAACCACCAAGGGCCCAAUCGGAAUGUCUGGGCUGUAGACUUCUUCCACGUCCUGCCUGUCCUCCCUUCUCCAAUGUCUCACAUGAUCCAGUUCUCCAUCAACCUGGGUUGUGGCACGCACCAGCCUGGCAACAGUGUCAGCCUGGAGGUCUCGACUAACCACGGCCGGUCAUGGUCCCUGCUCCACACCGAGUGCCUGCCCGAGACCUGUGCGGGCCCCCACCUUCCUCACAGCACCGUCUACUCCUCUGAAAACUACAGUGGGUGGAACCGAAUCACGAUUCCCCUCCCCAAUGCAGCACUCACCCGAGACACCAGGAUUCGCUGGAGACAAACAGGGCCAAUCCUCGGAAACAUGUGGGCAAUUGAUAAUGUUUACAUAGGUCCAUCGUGUCUCAAAUUCUGUUCCGGCCGAGGACAGUGCACUCGACAUGGUUGCAAUUUCACAGGAGAUUCUAAGCUUGCCUCAAGCAUGCGCUAUGUGGAGACACAAUCCAUGCAGAUUGGAGCGUCCUAUAUGAUUCAGUUCAGCCUGGUGAUGGGAUGUGGCCAGAAAUACACCCCUCACAUGGACAACCAGGUGAAGCUGGAAUAUUCAACCAACCACGGCCUUACGUGGCACCUUGUCCAAGAAGAAUGCCUUCCCAGUAUGCCAAGUUGCCAGGAAUUUACCUCUGCCAGCAUAUACCAUGCCAGUGAAUUCACACAAUGGAGAAGAGUCACGGUCCUUCUUCCCCAGAAAACCUGGUCCAGUGCCACCCGCUUCCGUUGGAGUCAGAGCUAUUACACAGCUCAGGAUGAGUGGGCUUUAGACAACAUUUACAUUGGGCAGCAAUGCCCCAACAUGUGCAGUGGGCAUGGCUCAUGUGACCAUGGCAUGUGCAGGUGUGACCAGGGUUACCAAGGGACAGAAUGCCACCCAGAGGCUGCCCUUCCUUCUACAAUUAUGUCCGAUUUCGAGAACCCGACCGGUUGGGAAUCUGACUGGCAAGAAGUUAUUGGGGGAGAAAUUGUAAAGCCAGAGCAAGGCUGUGGGGUCGUAUCUUCUGGAUCUUCUCUGUACUUCAGCAAGGCUGGGAAAAGGCAACUAGUGAGCUGGGAUCUGGACACGUCUUGGGUGGACUUCGUCCAGUUCUACAUCCAGAUAGGAGGAGAGAGUGCCUCAUGCAACAAGCCUGACAGCAGAGAGGAGGGAGUCCUCCUCCAGUACAGCAACAACGGCGGCAUCCAGUGGCACCUGCUGGCGGAAAUGUACUUCUCGGACUUCAGCAAGCCCAGAUUUGUCUACCUGGAGCUCCCAGCUGCUGCGAAGACCCCAUGUACCAGGUUCCGCUGGUGGCAGCCCGUGUUCUCAGGGGAGGACUACGACCAGUGGGCAGUCGAUGACAUCAUCAUUCUGUCAGAGAAGCAGAAGCAGGUUAUUCCAGUUGUCAACCCAACCUUGCCCCAGAACUUUUAUGAGAAGCCAGCUUUUGAUUAUCCUAUGAAUCAAAUGAGUGUGUGGCUCAUGUUGGCUAAUGAAGGCAUGGCGAAAAACGAGAGCUUCUGUGCUGCCACGCCUUCAGCCAUGGUGUUUGGGAAAUCGGAUGGAGACCGAUUUGCAGUAACUCGAGAUCUAACCCUGAAACCUGGAUACGUACUCCAGUUCAAGCUGAACAUAGGGUGUGCCAGUCAGUUCAGCAGCACAGCCCCCGUUCUCCUGCAGUAUUCUCACGAUGCCGGCAUGUCCUGGUUCCUGGUGAAGGAGGGCUGUUUGCCAGCUUCCGCAGGCAAAGGCUGUGAGGGGAACUCCCGAGAACUGAGUGAGCCCACUGUCUACUAUACGGGGGACUUUGAAGAAUGGACACGAAUCACCAUUGCCGUUCCCAGGUCCCUCGCAUCCAGCAAGACCAGAUUCCGGUGGAUCCAGGAGAGCAGCUCUCAGAAGAAUGUAACCCCCUUUGGCUUAGAUGGAGUGUACAUAUCUGAGCCUUGUCCUAGCUACUGCAGUGGCCAUGGAGACUGCAUCUCCAGCGUGUGUUUCUGUGACCUCGGAUACACAGCUGCACAGGGAACCUGUGUGUCAAACAUCCCUAACCACAGUGAGAUGUUCGACCGAUUUGAGGGGAAGCUGAGCCCACUGUGGUACAAGAUAACAGGAGGGCAGGUGGGCACCGGCUGUGGCACACUCAAUGAUGGCAGGUCUCUCUACUUCAAUGGCCUUGGGAAAAGGGAAGCCAGGACGGUCCCACUGGACACCAGGAACAUCAGACUGGUUCAGUUUUAUGUACAAAUUGGAAGUAAAACAUCAGGCAUUACCUGCAUCAAACCACGAGCUAGAAAUGAGGGGCUUGUUGUUCAGUAUUCAAAUGACAAUGGGAUCCUUUGGCAUUUGCUGCGAGAGUUGGAUUUCAUGUCAUUUCUGGAGCCACAGAUCAUUUCCAUUGACCUGCCAAGGGAAGCAAAGACGCCUGCCACGGCUUUCCGGUGGUGGCAGCCACAACACGGGAAGCACUCAGCCCAGUGGGCUUUGGAUGAUGUUCUUAUAGGAGUGAAUGACAGCUCUCAAACUGGAUUUCAAGACAAAUUUGAUGGCUCGAUAGACUUGCAAGCCAAUUGGUAUCGGAUCCAAGGAGGCCAAGUUGAUAUUGACUGCCUCUCUAUGGACACUGCCCUCAUAUUCACUGAAAACAUAGGAAAGCCUCGUUAUGCUGAGACCUGGGAUUUUCACGUGUCAGCAUCAAGCUUCCUGCAGUUUGAAAUGAGCAUGGGCUGCAGCAAGCCCUUCAGCAGCAGCCACGGUAUACAGCUCCAGUAUUCUCUGAACAACGGCAAGGACUGGCAUCUUGUCACUGAAGAGUGUGUCCCUCCAACCAUCGGCUGUCUGCACUACACGGAGAGCUCAGUUUACACCGCGGAGAGAUUCCAGAACUGGCGGCGGAUCACGCUCUACCUCCCUCUCUCCACCAAUUCUCCCAGGACACGGUUCAGAUGGAUUCAGGCCAACUACACUGUAGGAGCAGAUUCCUGGGCUAUUGAUAAUGUUGUGCUGGCCUCAGGGUGUCCUUGGAUGUGCUCAGGACGAGGGAUUUGUGAUGCUGGACGCUGUGUGUGUGAUCGGGGCUUUGGUGGCCCCUUCUGUGUUCCUAUUGUUCCCCUCCCCUCCAUUCUGAAAGACGAUUUCAAUGGGAACUUACAUCCUGACCUUUGGCCUGAAGUAUAUGGUGCAGAGAGAGGGAAUCUGAACAGUGAAACCAUCAAAUCUGGAACAUCUCUGAUCUUUAAAGGGGAGGGACUCCGAAUGCUUAUCUCAAGAGACCUGGAUUGCACCAAUACCAUGUAUGUCCAGUUUUCACUCAGAUUUAUAGCAAAAGGCACCCCCGAGCGGUCCCACUCCAUCCUACUACAAUUCUCUGUCAAUGGCGGAAUCACUUGGCACCUGAUGGAUGAGUUUUACUUCCCUCAAACGACCAGCGUACUCUUCAUUAACGUUCCCUUGCCAAACAGCGCCCAAACCAACACUACGAGAUUCAGGCUCUGGCAACCGUACAAUAAUGGCAAGAAAGAGGAAAUCUGGAUUGUCGAUGACUUCGUUAUUGAUGGAAACAACCUGAACAAUCCCAUGACACUGCUGGACACAUUCGACUUUGGACCCCGAGAGGACAACUGGUUUUUCUACCCAGGUGGCAAUAUCGGUCUUUACUGCCCAUAUUCUUCGAAGGGAGCUCCUGAGGAAGAUUCGGCCAUGGUGUUUGUCUCAAACGAAGCCGGUGAGCACUCCAUUACCACACGUGACCUGAAUGUGAAUGAGAACACCAUCAUUCAGUUUGAGAUCAAUGUCGGCUGCUCCACUGACAGCUCAUCAGCUGAUCCGGUCAGACUGGAAUUCUCACGGGACUUCGGCGCCACCUGGCACCUGCUGCUGCCGCUCUGCUACCACAGCAGCAGCCACGUCAGCUCCUUAUGCUCCACCGAGCACCACCCGAGCAGCACCUACUACGCAGGGACCACCCAGGGCUGGCGGAGGGAGGUGGUGCAUUUCGGGAAGCUGCACCUCUGCGGAUCUGUGCGCUUCCGUUGGUACCAGGGAUUUUACCCUGCUGGCUCUCAGCCCGUCACGUGGGCCAUUGACAAUGUCUACAUCGGUCCCCAGUGUGAAGAGAUGUGCAACGGGCAUGGGGGCUGCAUCAACGGGACCAAGUGUAUUUGUGACCCUGGCUACUCUGGUCCAACCUGUAAAAUAAGCACCAAAAACCCUGAUUUUCUCAAAGACGAUUUUGAAGGUCAACUGGAAUCUGAUAGAUUCUUCCUAAUGAGUGGUGGGAAGCCUUCCCGGAAGUGCGGGAUCCUCUCCAGCGGGAACAACCUCUUCUUCAACGAAGAUGGCCUGCGCAUGCUGGUAACACGGGACCUGGAUCUAUCACACGCGAGAUUUGUGCAGUUCUUCAUGAGACUGGGAUGUGGUAAAGGUGUUCCAGACCCCAGGAGCCAGCCCGUGCUUCUGCAGUAUUCCCUCAAUGGUGGUCUCUCCUGGAGUCUUCUUCAGGAGUUCCUCUUCAGCAACUCCAGCAAUGUGGGCAGGUACAUUGCCCUGGAAAUGCCCCUGAAAGCCCGUUCGGGUUCUACACGCCUCCGCUGGUGGCAACCAUCUGAAAAUGGGCACUUCUAUAGCCCCUGGGUGAUUGACCAGAUUCUUAUCGGAGGAAAUAUCUCUGGCAAUACAGUCUUAGAAGAUGACUUCUCAACUCUGGACAGCAGAAAGUGGCUACUUCACCCAGGAGGCACCAAGAUGCCUGUGUGUGGGUCCACAGGCGACGCCCUGGUCUUUAUUGAAAAGGCCAGCACCCGUUACGUGGUCACCACAGACAUUGCUGUCAAUGAGGACUCGUUCCUACAGAUAGAUUUCGCUGCCUCCUGCUCAGUCACAGACUCUUGCUAUGCUAUUGAACUGGAAUACUCGGUGGACCUUGGGCUGUCGUGGCACCCGUUGGUGAGGGACUGCCUCCCUACCAACGUGGAGUGCAGUCGCUACCACCUGCAGCGGAUCCUGGUGUCAGACACUUUCAACAAGUGGACCAGAAUCACUCUGCCCCUCCCUCCUUAUACCAGGUCUCAAGCCACUCGUUUCCGCUGGCAUCAACCAGCGCCUUUCGACAAGCAGCAGACGUGGGCGAUAGAUAACGUCUAUAUCGGCGACGGCUGUCUAGACAUGUGCAGCGGCCACGGGAGAUGUGUCCAGGGAAGCUGUGUCUGCGAUGAGCAGUGGGGAGGCCUGUACUGCGAUGAGCCCGAAGUCUCCCUCCCUACUCAGCUCAAAGACAACUUCAACCGCGCUCCCUCCAACCAGAACUGGCUGACUGUGAACGGUGGAAAGUUGAGCACUGUGUGUGGGGCUGUGGCUUCCGGGCUGGCUCUCCACUUCAGCGGGGGCUGUAGCCGAUUGCUAGUCACUGUGGAUCUGAACCUCACCAGUGCUGAGUUUAUCCAGUUUUACUUCAUGUAUGGAUGCCUCAUUCCACCGAGCAACCGCAACCAAGGGGUCCUGCUGGAGUACUCUAUCAACGGAGGCAUCACCUGGAACUUGCUGAUGGAGAUUUUCUAUGACCAAUACAGCAAACCUGGAUUUGUGAAUAUCCUUCUCCCUCCGGAGGCUAAAGAGAUUGCUACUCGCUUCCGCUGGUGGCAGCCACGACAUGAUGGCCUCGACCAGAACGACUGGGCCAUUGACAAUGUCCUGAUCUCAGGCUCUGCCGACCAGCGGACAGUGAUGCUGGACACAUUCAGCAGCGCCCCAGUACCCCAGCAUGAGCGCUCCCCCGCAGACGCUGGCCCCAUCGGGAGAAUCGCUUUCGACAUGUUCAUGGAGGACAAAACCUCAGUGAAUGAGAAUUGGCUAUUCCAUGACGACUGUACAGUGGAAAGAUUCUGUGACUCCCCUGAUGGUGUCAUGAUCUGUGGCAGCCAUGAUGGACGAGAGGUGUAUGCAGUGACCCACGACCUGACUCCCACUGAAAACUGGAUCAUGCAAUUCAAGAUCUCUGUUGGAUGCAAAGUGUCCGAAAAAAUUGCCCAGAAUCAAAUUCACGUGCAGUAUUCUACUGACUUUGGUGUGAGCUGGAAUUAUCUAGUUCCUCAGUGCUUACCUGCUGACCCAAAAUGCGCUGGAACUGUUUCUCAGCCAUCUGUGUUCUUCCCAACGAAAGGGUGGAAAAGGAUCACCUACCCACUUCCUGAAAGCUUAGUGGGAAAUCCUGUAAGAUUUAGGUUCUACCAGAAGUACUCCGAUAUGCAGUGGGCAAUUGACAAUUUCUACCUUGGCCCGGGAUGCUUGGACAGCUGCCGAGGCCACGGAGACUGCCUGAAGGAACAGUGCAUCUGUGAUCCAGGGUACUCGGGGCCAAACUGCUACUUAACCCACACUCUGAAGACCUUCCUGAAGGAGCGAUUUGACAGCGAAGAGAUCAAACCUGACUUGUGGAUGUCCUUAGAAGGUGGAAGUACCUGUACCGAGUGUGGGAUUCUUGCCGAGAACACUGCGCUCUAUUUUGGGGGUUCCACCGUGAGACAAGCUAUUACUCAAGACUUGGAUCUCAGAGGUGCAAAGUUCCUGCAAUACUGGGGCCGAAUCGGCAGCGAGAACAACAUGACAUCUUGCCAUCGGCCCAUCUGCCGGAAGGAAGGCGUACUGCUGGACUACUCUAAGGAUGGAGGAAUUACUUGGACUUUGCUCCACGAGAUGGAUUUCCAGAAAUACAUUUCUGUGAGACACGACUACAUCCUCCUCCCGGAGGACGCCCUCACCAAUACCACUCGGCUUCGCUGGUGGCAGCCUUUUGUGAUCAGCAACGGGAUUGUGGUUUCCGGGGUGGAGCGUGCGCAGUGGGCGCUGGACAACAUUCUGAUCGGCGGAGCAGAAAUCAAUCCAAGCCAACUGGUGGACACUUUCGAUGACGAAGGAUCUUCCCAUGAAGAAAACUGGAGUUUUUACCCUAACGCAGUCAGGACAGCAGGAUUCUGUGGCAAUCCGUCCUUCCACCUCUACUGGCCAAACAAAAAGAAGGACAAGACCUACAAUGCUCUCUCCUCCCGUGAGCUUAUUAUACAGCCAGGAUACAUGAUGCAGUUUAAAAUCGUGGUGGGUUGUGAAGCCAGUUCUUGCGGUGACCUUCACUCUGUAAUGCUGGAAUACACUAAGGAUGCAAGGUCUGACUCCUGGCAGCUCGUGCAGACCCAGUGCCUGCCUUCCUCGUCCAACAGCAUCGGCUGCUCCCCCUUCCAGUUCCACGAAGCCACCAUUUACAAUGCCGUCAACAGCUCAAGCUGGAAGAGGAUCACCAUCCAGCUGCCGGACCACGUCUCCUCAAGUGCCACACAGUUCCGCUGGAUCCAGAAAGGAGAAGAGACGGAGAAGCAAAGCUGGGCCAUCGACCACGUGUACAUUGGAGAGGCCUGUCCCAAGCUCUGCAGCGGGCAUGGCUACUGCACCACGGGGGCCGUGUGCAUCUGUGAUGAAAGCUUCCAAGGUGAUGACUGCUCUGUCUUCACUCAAGAUCUUCCCAGUUACAUUAAAGAUAAUUUUGAAUCAGCAAGAGUCACUGAAGCCAACUGGGAAACAAUUCAGGGUGGCGUCAUUGGAAGUGGCUGUGGGCAGCUGGCACCCUAUGCCCAUGGAGACUCACUCUACUUUAAUGGCUGUCAGAUAAGGCAAGCUGCCACCAAGCCACUGGAUCUCACUCGAGCAAGCAAAAUCAUGUUUGUCUUGCAAAUCGGGAGCACAUCCCAAACAGAGAGUUGCAACAGUGACGUCAGUGGCCCCCAUGCCGUGGACAAGGCAGUGCUGCUGCAGUACAGCGUCAACAAUGGCAUCACGUGGCACGUCAUCGCUCAGCACCAGCCGAAGGACUUCACACAAGCUCAGAGGGUGUCUUACAACGUCCCGCUGGAGGCACGGAUGAAGGGGGUGUUACUGCGCUGGUGGCAGCCACGCCACAACGGAACAGGUCACGAUCAAUGGGCUUUGGACCACGUGGAGGUCGUCCUAGUAAGCACUCGCAAACAAAAUUACAUGAUGAAUUUUUCACGGCAACAUGGGCUCAGGCACUUCUACAGCAGAAGACGAAGGUCGCUGAGGCGACACCCGUGAAGAAUCCACGUGUGUUCCCCUCCCGGCACAGGAAGUGCUGCUCCCCAGUUGUCGAAACACCUCUCCCUGCACCCAGUAUCAGGAGACAUACCUGAAGGACUAACAGACAGCCCUUCAAGACCGAGUGCACACCGCUUCCCCACACUGUGAACUAAUCCUGAGUGGCUUCUCUGCGUAUAAGUAAAUGUCUUUAUGUCAGUGUGUCCGUGGAAAUUGUGAGCUGUCGUAAUAUCAGUUACCGUGGCAGUAUUGAGAAUAAGGAAUAGUUUAACAGGAAAAAAAAAAAGUUUAAGCACAACAUUCUGAAGAUUUUAUGUUUAAAAUGGCAUCUUAGCACCGUAUUUAACAUUCUUGGUCACCGAGCUAUUUAAGUAGACUGUAUUUCAGCUUUGUAUCUUGUUUUAUAUGAGUAAGUUAUUGUUGUUUGUCUUUAUGUAUUCUCCUCUACAGUAUAACACAUUGAAACUGUAUCGACUUGCUAUGUUGCAAUAUUUUGCUGCUGGACUCUGUUCUACUCGUAUUAUGCAGAAAGUUAAUUCAAAUACCUAUUCAAGAUGAUAGCUGUAAAGAUACUGUUAUCUCCUUUAAUAUGCUUUUAACAUGUAUGUUGAUUUAGCAUCAUUUUGUGGAUAGGAAAAACAAUGUUUGAACUUCAUAUAUUUUCUACUUAAAAAUUGUGGAUGAGCACCCUAUCUCCUUCCCACAAUGAAGUUCCCAUUACCUUGUCUAAAAUGAUUUUUUUUAAUGCUCCAUGGCUGAUUUAUUAACAGUAACUGCCAUUUUGUGUCUGUGGUAACAAAAUGAUUUGUAAAAUGGUGGGUGUUGUUUUUUUUUCCAUUGUGUUCUUCUCAUGGGUUGUUUUCCCUGUGGGUCAUAUUCAUACCUUCUGAUGAAGUUGAGCCAAUACCAGCAAAGUCUACUGGUCCUGUGUCCUCCGAUUGGUGAAACAGAAGGUUGCACUCCAGGGUGAACCAUGCUAAAAGCCCAUGCUUAAAUAAAAAUUAUGUCCAAAAUCCA